CUGAUCAUUUCGUUGCUCCGUUCUCCGACUUAUAUAUACAGGAUAUUGCGAUCAGACCGAGACCUGCGACGUUUCCAGACAGUCGCCAAGUGGAAGACCCAGAACCCGGAGUUCAACGAAGAGUUCGUCUUCGAUAGCAAGCUGAAGGAGUUGCCUCGGAGAACACUGGAGAUUUCAGUGUGGGGCAACGACUCCGGACUGCGAGAAGACUGUCUCGGAGGAGUGCAAAUUGGAAUCGACAGCAAAGGAGAGCGAUUGCGACACUGGUUCGAGGCGAUAAAACAUCCGGACAUUCGACACGACCGCUGGCACUUCCUGCUCAACGACGGUGUCGCGUGACUGCCUGGCUGCAAGACCGACAUAUAGCGACUCACUGUGCGUCGACGUCGUCGCGAUAAGCUCGUUUCCAUUUCAUAUUACUUCCCCCUUUUUUUUGUCUGUGUACGGACGCACCGACUUCCGCAUCUCUUCCGAAAAAUAUUGUACCAAGGGACCCACAUGCUUAGGAAAAACUGGAAAAAAUAUAGAGGGGUAGCAAAUAAAUUGAUACUGUUUUAAUAUUGUAUACGCGUGACCAACCGCAUUAACUCGAGUACGUGACGAACCAGUGUGAAAUUGUGACUAUUCGGAAAAUUUUUUACUGCAGCCUGAAUUCGAAGUAAUCUCUACGUCUUCCUCGGAAUUAAAUUAAUCGAAAACGGCUUUUUAUUUCUACUGUAUUUGGAUUUAAACCCAAACAUCAGCCUAAAUUACCGGAAUAACGAGCGCCUGG
Messenger RNA from Notodromas monacha, 772 nucleotides. The record is from the annotation of a GenBank genome assembly. Lineage: Eukaryota; Metazoa; Arthropoda; Ostracoda; Podocopida; Cyprididae.